GGCGCUUCCAGGAAAAGGAGCCGGUAACUACAAGAUGGAUUCACUGUGGUUACUCCUGCUUUGGGGCUUUUGCCUCUCUUCAGCGAGUGAAGAUUCAAAAGCCGUCACCAUGUCUCUCACCGCCAAGUGGCCUUCUACAUCACUGGUGCUGGAGGCCAGUGAAUUUCUUGCGGAUGAAGGACAGGAUAAGUUCUGGGACUUUGUGGAUGAAAACCAACAAAUAGUAGAUCAAGGUUCUGACUCUGCUAACUAUAACCUGUUAGUGACUAGUGCCAGCCGACACCUUUCCCCAGUCCAGCAGAACCUGCUGAAGUUUGCUUUGUCUCUUCGCUCCUACUCGGCAACUGUGCAGUCAUUCCAACAGAUUGCAGUUGAUGAGUCCCCACCCUCAGCUUGUAAAGCUUUCAUUGUGGUCCAUGAAAAGAAGACCUGUGACCUUAAUGAGCUGCCGUCACUUCUCAGUGAAGCUCUGGACAGGCCAAAACCUUUCUUGUUCAAGGGAGAUCACCAGUACCCUGGUACCUCACCUGAGAGCCCAGUAGUAAUACUAUAUGCUCAGAUUGGCUCUGAAGGCUUUUCCACGUUUCACCAGCAUCUCUCAGAGAAGUCUCGUGCAGGGAACAUUUCUUAUGUGCUAAGACACUAUGUUGCGAAUCCUGGGACAGAGAAAGUUUUCCUCUCUGGUUAUGGUGUGGAGUUGGCCAUUAAAAGCACAGAGUAUAAAGCUAAAGAUGACACACAAGUUAAAGGGAGCGGGGUAAAUGCCACAGUGGAGAGUGAUGAUGCCUUAGAUGAGGUUCAAGGAUUUCUGUUUGGAAAGCUCAGACAGAUAUACCCAGAACUUAAAGAGCAGCUAAAAGAGCUGAGGAAACAUUUAGUGGAAAGCACCAAUGAAAUGUCGCCUCUGAAAGUCUGGGAGUUGCAAGAUCUGAGCUUCCAGACCGCAGCUCGUAUCCUGGGUGCUCCCCCUUCUGACGCUCUGACGAUCAUGAAAGAUUUGAGCCAGAAUUUUCCUACUAAGGCCAGAGCUUUAACAAAGACCGCUGUUGACGCUGCUUUAAGGAAAGAAGUAGAAGAAAAUCAAAAAUAUUUCAAAAAUAACCUAGGCCUGCAUCCUGGAGACUCCGGUCUGUUUAUUAAUGGACUGCACAUUGAUCUGGACAACCAAGACAUCUUCAGUUUAUUUGAUGUCCUGCGUAAUGAAGCUCGAGUGAUGGAGGGUCUCCACCGAUUGGGUAUAGAAGGUCCAGCAUUGCAUAAUGUCCUCAAACUCAACAUUCAGCCAUCUAAUGCAGACUAUGCUGUGGAUAUCCGAAACUCUGCUAUACUGUGGGUGAACAAUCUGGAGACUGAAAGCAGAUACAACUCAUGGCCGUCCAGCGUUCAGGAACUUCUACGGCCUACCUUUCCCGGAGUCAUCCGGCAGAUCCGCAAAAACUUCCAUAACUUUGUUCUGUUUAUUGACCCAGUGCAAGAAUCUACCUCUGACCUGAUCAACAUGGCAGAAAUGCUCCUGAGUAACCACAUACCUGUGAGGAUCGGCUUGGUGUUCGUUGUGAAUGACGCCGAUGAGGUCGAUGGCUUUGAGGACGCAGGUGUUGCUCUGCUGAGGACCUUCAACUAUGUGGCUGAUGAAGAAGAUAAUUAUCAUGCUUUUCAGAUCGUUAUAUCGAUCUACAACAAGUUACGAGCUGGAGAAAAGCUGACUGUGAAACAUGUCACCAGUGUGCUGGAACAAAAGUACCGCUAUGUGGAACUGAGCAGUAUCCUGGGCCAGGACUCUGCUUAUGACCAGUAUAGAAAGGAAGGGAAGGAAUACUUCCUACAGACAGGCUUGUCUCCACUGCCCGUGGUUCUCUUCAAUGGUGUACCAUUCUCAAAAGACCAGUUGGAUCCUGAUGAACUGGAGACUGCAACAAUGCAAAAAAUUCUCGAGACAACAAGCUUCUUCCAGAAAGCUGUCUAUUUGGGAGAGCUGGCGAAUGAUCAGGAUGUUGUGGAUUAUCUAAUGAAUCAGCCGAACGUUGUUCCUCGAAUUAAUCUGAGGAUCCUGGAAGUGGAGCGCCGGUACCUGGACCUGACUGCAAUAAAUAAUUUCUUUGUGGACGAUUAUGCUAGAUUCAGUGUGCUGGACUCCAGUGAUAAGAGUGCGGCUGUAGCUAAUAGUAUGAACUACCUCACUAAGAAAGGAAUGUCCUCCAAGGAAAUUUAUGAUGAUUCUUUUGUGAGACCUGUCACAUACUGGAUUGUUGGGGAUUUUGACAAGCCAUCCGGGCGACAACUUUUGUAUGAUGCAAUUAAACACCAGAAAACAAGUAACAAUGUCCGACUUGGCAUGAUCAAUAAUCCCAGCGAGCAUCCCUCUUCUAAGACCACCCGUAUUGGCAAAGCCAUCUGGACAGCUCUCCAAACACAAAGCUCCAACCACGCCAAGAACUUCAUCACCAAAAUCAUCAAAGAAGAGAAUGCCCGAGCGCUGGAGGCUGGCCAGGACAUCACUGAGUUUGCUGUUGGGGGGAUGGAUGUCGGUCUGUUCCGAGAAGCCUAUGACACUCCUAAAGUUGAUUUUAUACUAUCCCAUUCUGCAUACUGUCGGGAUGUUCUGAAGCUAAAGAAAGGGGAACGGGUUAUUAUUGCUAAUGGAAGGGUGAUUGGACCCCUGAAGGAAGAAGAAAUGUUUAACCAAGACGACUUCCAUCUCCUGGAGAACCUUCUUUUAAAGACCUCUGCACAGAAGAUCAAAUCCCACAUCCUGAAGCUAGGAGUGGAGGAAGAUCAUGCCAGUGAUUUGGUCAUGAGGGUGGAUUCUAUUUUAUCCUCUCAACCAAAAGGUGAAGGGAGAAGUGAUUACCUGCUGAGUGAAGAUCAGCACAGUGCCAUUAGGAUGAGACCCAAAGAAGGCAUUAUGUACUUUGAAGUUGUAGCCAUUGUGGAUCCUGUGACAAAAGCGGCACAGAGGCUUGCUCCAUUAUUGUUGGUUUUGAAACAAAUCAUAAAUAUGAACUUGCGUGUUUUUAUGAACUGCCAGUCCAGGUUAUCAGACAUGCCUCUGAAAAGUUUCUACCGUUACGUUUUGGAACCAGAGCUUGUGUUCACCACAGACCACAAAUUAUCUUCUGGCCCUAUUGCAAAGUUCUUGGAUAUGCCCCAGUCCCCACUUUUCACUCUGAGCCACAGCACGCCGGACAGCUGGAUGGUGGAGGCGGUGCGAACGCCUUACGACCUGGACAACAUUUACUUACAAGAGGUGGACAGCAUUGUAGCUGCUGAGUUUGAACUUGAGUACCUGCUAUUGGAGGGCCACUGUUUUGACAUCUCUACCGGACAACCACCACGAGGACUCCAGUUUACUCUGGGAACAGCAAACAAUCCUGUGAUAGUAGACACCAUUGUCAUGGCUAACCUUGGUUAUUUCCAGUUAAAAGCUAACCCUGGAGCCUGGGUUCUUCGGCUCAGGAGAGGCCGUUCUGAGGAUAUAUAUGAUAUUUACAGUCAUGAUGGCACAGACUCUUCUCCAGAGGAUAAAGAUGUGAUCGUAGUGAUUGAUGAUUUUAUGAGUAAAACCAUCAAAGUAAAGGUUCAGAAGAAGGCAGACAAGAUGACUGAAGACCUAUUAAGUGAAGGGUCUAAUGAAAAUGACUCGGGCUUCUGGGAAUCCAUCAAAUGGGGAAUAACUGGAGGUCAGAAACAAGAAGAAGUGAAACAAGAUAAAGAAGACAUAAUUAAUAUCUUUUCUUUGGCCUCUGGACACUUAUAUGAGCGAUUUCUCAGAAUAAUGAUGUUAUCCGUACUGAAAAACACACAGACCCCAGUGAAGUUUUGGUUUUUGAAGAAUUAUUUAUCUCCUACUUUUAAGAACUUCAUCCCUUACAUGGCAAAGCAGUACAACUUCCAGUAUGAGCUGGUCCAGUAUAAGUGGCCCCGAUGGCUACAUCAGCAGACGGAGAAACAGAGAAUUAUUUGGGGAUAUAAAAUCCUCUUCUUGGAUGUGCUUUUCCCACUGGCUGUGGAUAAAUUCCUCUUUGUAGACGCUGACCAGAUUGUCCGAACUGAUCUCAAAGAUUUAAGGGAUUUCAAUCUGGACGGUGCCCCAUAUGGAUACACCCCUUUCUGUGAGAGCCGUAAAGAGAUGGAUGGAUACCGCUUCUGGAAGUCUGGUUACUGGGCCAGUCACUUGGCAGGGCGGAAAUACCACAUCAGUGCUUUAUAUGUAGUGGACUUGAAGAAGUUCAGGAAAAUUGCUGCAGGAGACCGGCUCCGAGGCCAGUAUCAGGGCCUGAGCCAAGAUCCCAACAGUCUCUCCAAUCUGGACCAGGAUUUGCCCAAUAAUAUGAUCCACCAAGUGCCUAUUAAGUCACUUCCUCAGGAGUGGCUUUGGUGUGAGACGUGGUGUGAUGAGACUUCCAAGAAGAAAGCCAAGACUAUAGACUUGUGCAACAACCCAAAGACCAAAGAGCCCAAGCUGGAAGCAGCUGUGCGUAUUGUUCCAGAGUGGCAAGAUUAUGAUCAGGAAAUCAAGAGACUGUACAAUCGUUUUCUCGAAGAGACUUUAGGAACAACAUUCGAUCACUCUGAUAAUGUUAGAAAACCAGAUACACAGGAUCACAAGCCACACGUGGAAUUAUGAUCUCCGGAUGUUUACAAGAACUUUUUUUUUUUUUUUAAAUCGCAAAUCUUGAGAUUAUUGUACAUUUUUACUUCUGUUGAUUUUACAGAAUGUCUGCAGAACUGCUGAAUGGUUUGAUAAGCUGAGCCGUUGGGGGUUAUUUAUAUUUUGGGUGUGACUGAAUUUUUGCUUUUCUAGAGGUUGUUAAAGGGAAUACGCCAUCAAGACUGCCAUUGUUCGACUUCCAGUCUGUGGUCUUGUUCACGACCAGU
Nanorana parkeri is the source of this 4878-nucleotide messenger RNA. It is a transcript of the gene UGGT1, whose product is annotated as UDP-glucose glycoprotein glucosyltransferase 1. The record is from RefSeq and is a predicted model, not a curated record. Lineage: Eukaryota; Metazoa; Chordata; Amphibia; Anura; Dicroglossidae. The transcript is spliced from 41 exons. Gene Ontology annotation, molecular function: UDP-glucose:glycoprotein glucosyltransferase activity. Bases 35 to 4627 code for a protein of 1530 amino acids. Gene Ontology annotation, cellular component: endoplasmic reticulum.